Molecule: messenger RNA, 2537 nt
Organism: Gekko japonicus
Lineage: Eukaryota; Metazoa; Chordata; Lepidosauria; Squamata; Gekkonidae
Product: RING finger protein 151-like
Exons: 6
Coding region: 332-1195 (287 amino acids)
Molecular function (GO): zinc ion binding
Source: RefSeq, a predicted model, not a curated record
GGCACAGGGUCAGACUGUAAGGUAUUCUGUAUAGAAGCAAAGCCCAUUGCACUUCGUGGGAUUUACUUCUGAGUAAACAUACAAAGGAAAAUGUAGACUAAUAUGCUGUUUUGGGUGAAAGGAAAUGCCAUUGAACUCAGUAGGACUUAAUUUACGAGAAAUGUGAGUGGCACAUUUUCAGUAUUUUCUCAACACCUAGGAGAAUAGUACAAACCAAACUAAACUCUAUCAUGUUUGGAGGUGAGAGAUCAUCUUUGAAAGAUGCAUUUUAGAAAAACAACUUUAAGAAAACACUUGAAAGAUGAAUGUUGGCUAAAGGUCUGUAGCAAGAAUGGGUUAUGACACUGAGCGCUUCGUCGGUUAUGUUAACGAGGGUCUCUUGUGCUGCAUCUGCCGAGAUGUUCUAGAAGAUCCCCUGCAGGCUCCUUGUGAACAUGCUUUCUGCACUUCCUGCAUACAAGGAUGGCUUGUCCAUUACAAUAACUGCCCAGAGGACCGUCAACCACUUGAUCUGUCCAACCUCCAACCUCUCUACAGGUACAUGAAGAAUGAUCUUAAUCGACUCCAGCUUCACUGCAGAAACAAAGAAUGCGGUUGUGAAAUGGUGUGUUCACUGGAAUCCAUUGACAGACAUGAACGCGAGUGUAAAUACAGCCAGAUCCCCUGUUCUAAUGCUGGCUGCCCAGUCCAGGUUGAACGAUGCAACUUAGAUAGCCACUUGGCAGAGUGUGAAUACCGAAGCCGAGAAUGCCCCAAUGGCUGUGGGUACAGCAGUCUCCGAGCUGAAGGUGCACCACACAGUUGCAUGGCAGAGCUGAGAACAGAACUAGAACUGCUCAGGUCAGAGAUGGUCUGCAGAAUGGAAGAAGCAAAACAUGAGAUGGAAUCCAGAUUAGAUUUUCAAAGGAGACAUAUGGUGCAAAAAGAGAGUCUUUUGCAAAAUGAGAUUGAAGAGCUCAAGAGUCAGAUGUCUCGGAUGAUGUCUGAUAUACAUACCCUGAUGGCAACUGAAAGGCAGCACCGUCAAAAACUGGAGCAGGCAGAACUUGAAAAACAGGAAUUGCUGGAGCUUGUGAAGGGCCUCCAGAAAGAUUACCGAUUGACUCGGGAUGGCAACAAGAAAGGGACAAACGUUCGACCACUAACUCGACUGGAAAGUAUGAAGCGGAAACCAAGAGAGGUCACGGUCAUAUAAAAAGGAAGCUCUCAAAUUCCUGCUUCCUCUGUCUACAUUUGGACUUGCUCCUGCGUAAUAUGCACAUAAAAGGGAUGCAGUCCAACAGUACUGUAGAGCUGCUCACUUGAGUAAGGCCACACAUGGGAUCCCCUCUGCUAAAGAUCAGGCAUCAGCUGUGCCUUGAAGGAUAGCAUUUCAGGAAGCAUAAGGAGAAUCAAUUAUGAAUCUUAAAAGAAUUGUUUAAUAUGAUAACAAAGAUUUUCUUGGGAUUGUCUUUCUUGCCCAAAUCUUUUUAAAGGAAUUAUUUCAUUUGUAGGAAUGGGACUUUCCUUACUGAAAGCACAGUUCUAUAGCUGAUCAAAGGCUGUUCUUUGCAGUGGCUCUACAGAUGCUACAACUUGGAUCCUGCCAGUUUUUCUGCUCAAUCUCACCUGAUUUCUCUCCACAUUACAGCACCGGCCCCAUACAGCUUUUGUACACAAAGGGGUCACAUGAAUUGAGUCUUUUUGGUGGUCAGAAGGGGCCCUAACAAUCCUACGAAUGCAUAAAUGUUAUAGCAACUCCCCACGCACCAAAUGUAGCUAGUUUUCAGAUUCAGACAAUUCAAAAGCUACCUGAACUUCCAUAUGUCAAAAAUUGAUGGAGUCGUGUGGAAAUUCUUCAAGUAUUUAUUCUGUGUGAUCCUUUAUACAUGUUUAGGCCAGCAUAAAAAGCUAAAAUCUGGUGUGAAAGUAUGGAAUUGAAAGGGAAACUUAAACUAUAUACCAGUGGCUUAGACCUUUAAAAUGGGGUUUGUAGUGCCUUUAUUAUAACAAAUCCUUUGUGAAGAUAGAAGCAUAAGCCAAAGUUUUACAAGAGGAAUAUUACUGUAGCAUUUGUGAUACAUUUCAGAGAGAGAGAGUUGUUUCUUCAACCGCUAUGGCUGGGAUCCAGAGAAGCCUAUACAAAACUGCUUCUACAUGUGUGGGGUACUAAGUUUUCUCUUCAUUGGCUAUGUAGGGGACUGCGAGGGUAGAGCUGAAAAUACCCAAGUGGAAUUGUCUAAUGAACUUUGGAACCUAGUGUUAAUAUUUUAUACUGUAGUAUUAUGGAAUAUAUUUACUGAAAAACAGAGAACUUAAAUUUCUCUCCUUCUAGGAACUGUUGUGUGAUGCAUAAACAGUUUAGUAUGUCAAUGUCAUUUCUUCAACUGUUCUUGGCACAUUGAAAACUUCAUAAAACCAACCUGAAAACUCAAAUUAUGCAGCCUUCCCCCAUAUCUCAUGUCAUCUAUUCCAUUAGAAAUGGUAUGUCAUUCUUGUACUGAUGUUUAGUGUCUUAUCUUGGAUAAUAAAUAAAAAGAUUUGAGACCAUGUCCUUC